Molecule: messenger RNA, 667 nt
Organism: Angiostrongylus costaricensis
Lineage: Eukaryota; Metazoa; Nematoda; Chromadorea; Rhabditida; Metastrongylidae
Source: the annotation of a GenBank genome assembly
UUUUUUCUUCUGAUGAUCUCUUCAGGAUUGCUCUGUUCAUGCUGAGGCGAGAAGUGGAUCCGGUAUUUACUCAGUUUCACCGGAUGGUGGCGAAUCGUUUCUGGUCUAUUGUGAUCAAGAGACUGCUGGCGGAGGGUGGACACGAACUUUCACAAAGGUUACUUUUGUAGGAUCUUACUGGCUCGGUUUAAUGAAGAUCCACCGCCUCGCUCCACGUAAUAUGGAUAGUUGGACUCUUCGUAUUGAACUACAUGGAGACACUUGUUCCGGUCAAGGUUGUGUCAAGGAAAGCGAUGGUUUUUGGUGGGGGGAAUGGCCUUUUAAGCUUGGUGACUCCUCGUCAAUGUAUGUGAUUGAACUCGGUCCUGUUCUCCGUGGAAAUCUAACUAGUCCGAAUUCUACUGAUUAUUUGAUGGAGAGUAAUGGUUAUCCAUUCACCACUAUCGAUAGAGAUAAUGACGCUGUUGGACUGAAUUGUGCUCAGUUUCGAAAUUAUGGAGGCUGGUGGCAUAGCAACUGUGGUCAUGUGGCAUUGAAUGGGAUCUACGGUGAUACUGAGCCUAGUCGUCGCUACAUGGUCUACACCUAUAGCGGUUCGAAAACACGUAACAAAAAGUAUUUCAUUCAUCCGAAGAAGUCCAUUAUGAUGAUUAGGCCAAGCUCGUAG